AUGGACGUUUCCGGUGCCGGUGGCUGGGACGAGGCUCCCUGGAAGAAGCUGUGCGCUGAGGAGCUGGAGAAACAGUACACACCCAGCAAAUGGACCGUCCGGCUGGGAGCAGAGGAAACCCUGAAGACCUUCUCUCAGAUAGGAAGCCAGGCCACCAGCAAGGCCCGGGCCACCAGGAGGAGCCAGCUGCAUGUUCCCUAUGGAGAUGGCAAAGGGGACAAAAUAGACAUCUACUUUCCUGAUGUGGCUUCUGAAGCUUGGCCUUUCUUGGUGUUUGUCCAUGGAGGAUACUGGCAGUAUGGAAGUAAAGAUGAAUCAGCCUUUAUGGUGAACCCACUGACGGCACAGGGCGUGGCUGUGGUUGUAGUGGCUUAUGACAUUGCUCCCAAAGGCACCCUGGACCAGAUGGUGGACCAGGUGGCCCGCAGCACCGUCUUCGUGCAGAAGCGGUAUCCAUGCAAUGAGGGAAUUUACCUGUGUGGACACUCUGCAGGAGCUCACCUGGCUGCCAUGAUGCUUCUGACUAACUGGACCAAGCAUGGAGUCACGCCCAAUCUCAGAGGCUUUCUCCUGGUCAGUGGGAUCUAUGACCUGGAGCCCAUCGUGUCCACCUCAGUGAAUGCCCCUCUCCACAUGACGCUGGAGGGUGCUCGGAGGAACAGCCCACAGUGGCACCUGGAGGCAGCCCCAGUGAAACCUGCAGAUCCAGCCUGCCCCGUGCUGGUGAUUGUGGGUCAGCACGACUCCCCGGAAUUCCACCGACAGUCCAGGGAGUUCUAUCAGACACUGUGCACACGAGGGUGGAAAGCCUCAUUUGAAGAACUGCACGACGUGGAUCACUUUGAAAUCAUUUGGAAUCUGACCCAGGAGGAUGACGUGCUCAACCAGAUCAUUUUGAAAACAAUCUUCCAGAAGGACCCCCAGCCCUCAUCUACCCCAGAAAGCCUUCAGAGCUGAAGUGACAGUGCUGGUCAGCCCCAGCAUGGUCCAUUCUUCUCACUGCUGUGAC
This is a messenger RNA of Castor canadensis (American beaver), 1009 nucleotides long. It is a transcript of the gene Afmid, whose product is annotated as arylformamidase. Gene Ontology annotation, molecular function: arylformamidase activity. Lineage: Eukaryota; Metazoa; Chordata; Mammalia; Rodentia; Castoridae. The record is from RefSeq and is a predicted model, not a curated record.